GGAGAAGUAAACCCCCCGAAAAAUGGAAGAUGAGAAGAAACCAGCAAUGACGGAGAAGACAACGGAACAAGAAGUAAAAAAGGACGACGUUCCUAACAUCAAGAGCCCAUAUUUUGACUAUAAUAACAUGGAAGAUUUUAAGAUGAGAGAUUAUGGGCACGAAGGCCACGAGGAGCCUGAGGUUGAUCUUGGAGGUGGUUCUACCGAUCCUCUCAUUCCGUCAGGUGGAGUUGGCCGUGGCGGAGGUGCCGCAUCGUCAGAUCUUUCCUCCACCGGAACUAUUAACCGUCAGGGAGUUCCGUGAAAACUCUUUACAUAAAAUGUAGCUGACUAGUGCCAGAUAUAGCUGUGUCUCUCUUUUAUUUAAAGUGUCUUAUGAAUGCAACAUGUUCCAGUCUUCCAGACUAAACGUGUAUAUGCAAGCAGAAAAUGGAGUUAUAGUUAAUAAAUAAUGACAUGCAGAAAAUAAACAAAGAGAAUAUGAAAUGAAUGGAAUGAAACUAAACGUAUAUUUAUUUUUUGAAUAGAUUAGUCGAAUCCCAGAAGCCAAAAUGCACAAGGCACUCGGCACAGCCACACUGGAUCAUGACCUUCUUGGCAAAACUUUUUUUUUCUUUUUCUUUUAUAAACACAUCUUGGCAAAGGUUCAUUUACAUAGUACAGAUGGAAAUGUUUUGCUCUAUUUUAUGUAAUACCUAUGUAACAACACCGUAAGAUAUUUUUUUUUGAUUUAUUGUGAUUGGUA
Messenger RNA from Eruca vesicaria subsp. sativa (arugula), 745 nucleotides. NCBI's taxonomy places the organism in Eukaryota, Viridiplantae, Streptophyta, Magnoliopsida, Brassicales, Brassicaceae. The record is from the annotation of a GenBank genome assembly.